AUGACAUAUAAUAAUCCCUGCGCAGCGGCAGCAGCGGCAACAGCAACGGCAGCAGGAGCAGCAGCAGUAGCAGCCAUGAGAAGUGGGGCGACACUGCGGCGCAGCAGCGCAGCGGUGCUGCUGCCUUCUUCAGAGCAGCACCAGCAGCACGAAGAGCUGCAGCUGCAACAGGAAAUGCUACACCAUCGUCGCAGCAGCAGCUUGCAGGCUCCCCUCAUUAGGUCGCCAGCACCGCAGCCGCCGCAGCAACAACAGCAGUACCACUGGCAGCAGCAGCAGCAGCAGCUGCAGUAUGAAUGGCAGCAGCAACAGUUGCAGCUGCAGCAUCAGUUGUGGCAGCAGCAACAGCAACAGCAGCAGCAGCAGCAGCCCAGUUUUCCCGUGCCUCGACAGCCACUUCCUGCUGCAGGAGAUGCAGCAACAGUGAUCCCUGCUGCUGCUGCUGCUGCUGCUCCUGUUCCUUACGUUGUCCGAGCAGGAGCAGCACCAGCUGCGGUGUCUGCCGCCGUGCCGGCACCAGCAGCUGCACCAGCAGCAGCAGCAGCAGCAGCAACAACAACAGCAGCAGUAGCAGCACAGCCUUGCCCCAUGGCGUGGGAAGAGCGGCUGCUGCAGCAGCUAUGGAGUGGUGCAGCAUACUCUGUGCAGCAGCUUGAUUACAUUGCUGCUAUCUUCUGGCGUUUGCAUGCAGUUGACCAGUUGCUGCGGCCUCCUGCAGCAGCAGCAGCAGCAUCAAUAACACCCACUGCAGCAGCAGUUGCAGCAGCAGCUGCUGCUGCACCACCAGCAACAGCUACCAUCAGCGCUGCCGAGCUGGGGAUGUUUUGGGGGGCAUAUGCGGCGAUGGCGGACGCGCCGUACUGCUGCAGCAGCAGCACCUGUAGCAGCAGCAGCAGCAGCAGCAGCAGCAGCAACAGCAGUAACAACACCCCCCCUACCAUAAUAAGCAGCAGCAGCAGCAACAAGUGCUGCCUUGAGAGGCUGGGCCGGGUUGCUGCUGGGUGCAGCAGCAGAGUGGAUUUGCUCUGCUUCACGCGGCUCAUCGCGCUGCUGGACUGUCAGACCCCUGCAGCAGCAGCAGCACCACUGCGUCUGCGCCUCAUCUUUUCUUACUUUGCCGAUGACUCCCUUUCAGUCUAUCAGCAGCAGACACAGCAGCAGCAGCAGCAGCAGCCCUGUCUGGACGGAAAGCAGCUACGCUGCCUUCAGGGCCGCCAUGUGCAACUCAAAAGCCAGACGAAAGCACAGGCACUGCCGACUUCUCUCGCCGGCUGUCUCACCUUGCUGCGGUGUACGUACACCCCAAUGCUGCUGGAGGCGCAGUUUGUCGCUCUUGUUGAGGCAAACAUCAUUGCCGGGACUUCUCGUUUGUUUAGGAUUUGUUUGUUUGGCGGAGGUGCAGAUACACCUGAACCUCUCUUCGGUCUCGAUGCGCUUCCUUACCCCCCUAAAAUAGUAAAAACAACUGUAGUGUCUGCUGCUGAUGCUGCACCUGCUGUGCUGCUGCUGCUGCUGCUGCUGCGGCUCCUCAUGGGGCGGCCCCGCAUGCGGGUGAGGUCGUUCCCAACCUCCUGCAGCAGCCACAGCAGCAGCAGUCUUUGCUUCAGCUGA
Messenger RNA from Eimeria mitis, 1611 nucleotides. RefSeq lists its product as uncharacterized. The record is from RefSeq and is a predicted model, not a curated record. NCBI's taxonomy places the organism in Eukaryota, Apicomplexa, Conoidasida, Eucoccidiorida, Eimeriidae.